Molecule: messenger RNA, 1830 nt
Organism: Cynara cardunculus var. scolymus (artichoke)
Lineage: Eukaryota; Viridiplantae; Streptophyta; Magnoliopsida; Asterales; Asteraceae
Product: senescence-associated carboxylesterase 101-like
Exons: 4
Coding region: 1-1698 (565 amino acids)
Biological process (GO): lipid metabolic process; defense response
Molecular function (GO): carboxylic ester hydrolase activity
Source: RefSeq, a predicted model, not a curated record
AUGACGCAAGCCAUGUUUUGCAGUGAAGUUGAAGUGGGUGGUUUUGUGGGCAGUAUCGAUGUUGUUCCAGAGGCUUUUCGUGCAGUUUCAGAGACUUCGUCUUCUUCUUCAAGUUAUGGAUUCCAUACGACUUCUUCUGGGAUACAGAUUUUGGCUUUUAACUGCUCCAUUGAUUAUAGAAAUCGGUUUCUGAGUGGAGGGUUUGAUUUGGUUUCAUCUGAAACUUUCAAAGUGGUUGACUUUAUUGGGACGAAAGUCAACCCAUCAUUCUUCAUUAGCGAAGUUGCUGUUGAGCUGUUUGAGAGUCUGCCAUUGGAGCUCAAACAGCUUAAAGAUGAGCUUAUAAACAAGCCGUUGAUCGUUACCGGACUCUCUCUCGGGGGAUAUAUCGCGGUUCUUUUCGCGCUAUGGCUCCAACAUGCCGUAGAUGUAAAAGAAGCUUCUGGUUCUAAAGAUACCAAAAGACCGAUUUGCAUAACUUUUGGUUGCCCGCUCGUUGGUGACGAAGCUCUUCAAAGAUCGGUCUCCGAACGCCCACAAUGGAAAUCUGGUUUCCUGAAUGUGGUCGCGAAGACCGAUCCCGUUGCUAGUUUUAUCUCUUCAAAGAUUCAAGCAGAGCGGCCAUACAAGCCUUUCGGCACCUUCCUCUUUUGCACGGAAUCAGGCGGGCACACCGCUUUCGAAGAUCAAGAAUCGGUCUUGGCGGUUCUACACGCCAUGGCGUCAUCUCGACAUGGAAAUAUGGAAGUUCCAGAUUACGAGAACCAUUUGACGGCAAUCAGAAGGAAGGCAUUGUAUCGCGGGGUUUCCGAAUUCGGCCAAUUCAACUUGAAUCCGUUACGGGCUGGUAUCACAUGGCAGUUCAAAGAAGUCGGUAUGCUGGACGAGAUUCCGAACAAUCUGAUCGAACGAAUGGAGGACAAACAAACAAGGGCGAUAAAAAGCAAGAAACACACGUACGAACCCACAAAGAAGCUAAACGACAUGAAGAUAAGCUUGACGUUCAUGGAAUGGUACAUGAAAACGUGGAAACCGAAAAGGGGUUACUACGAUACCUACAAGAAUCCCGAAACCAUAAAAGAAAAGGACAGCAACAACGGGAUUGAGUUGCAUCGUCUGCGAUUAAACCAGUAUUGGCAGAAGUUCGUUACAGAAAAGGAUUUAUUGCCACAAAAAGAAGGUGCUAAGCUGCGUAAGCGUUGGCUGUAUAGCGGAAACAACUACAGGAGGAUCGUUGAGCCACUAGAUAUAGCCGAACAUUACAAAUCAGAAGGCAAAUACUACAAAAACGGAAACAAACACUACUUAGCCGAUAGACCGAACCACUAUAAGUUGUUGGAGGAUUGGUCGAACGAAGAUAAGAAGGGCUCGGAUAACCCGAUUGGAGGAAAAAAGAAAGCUGCUAGUCUUACUGAGGAUUCUUGCUUCUGGGCACAUGUGGAGGAAGCUUUGAUUUCAUUGAGAGAGUUGAAGAAUGAAGGGUCAGGUAGCCAUGCGGACGUCCGCAAUCAGGAAUUGGAGAAUUUUGAGACCAAAGUGAUGGGUGAGAUCAAGAGUUACUCUUUGUCGCCCGAUGUUUUCUUGGAGGGAAGCAGUUUCAUGAAGUGGUGGAAUGAGUAUAAGCAACACAAAGGAGGUUCGUAUGUUUCGGAGUUUGCUCGAUACAUGAACGAGAGGAGCUACAAAUUAUACAAGUAACCGCGGCCGGUUGAGCAUCUUUUGGUUUGAUUUCUGUAACGUAAAUUGACGAUGUUGUUUGGAUUUCGAAUACUAAAGCAAAUUUUUGUACCAUUAAAUUUUACGAAUGAAACUGUUUCACCGUUUCAACUA